Messenger RNA from Pisolithus orientalis, 2493 nucleotides. RefSeq lists its product as uncharacterized. The transcript is spliced from 11 exons. Lineage: Eukaryota; Fungi; Basidiomycota; Agaricomycetes; Boletales; Pisolithaceae. The record is from RefSeq and is a predicted model, not a curated record. Bases 1 to 2493 code for a protein of 830 amino acids.
AUGCUUAAUGCUCCCAUCAACAUUAAUCUGUCUGUUGAUUGUCCCACUGAUGCAAAUACCCUCUUGAGGUCCAUGCUCACACAUUAUCAUGAAUUGUUCCAUGGACAUCAGAUCAGUGCGAGCCACCUUCUCACUCAAACAUUAGUAUUCGAUAGCCAGCCAAAGGCCAUGAAUGAUCCACCCCCUGCUCUCCAUCAGCAGCACUGUUCAGUUUUUCUUAUGCAUCAGGAGGCCAUCAUGAGCCUGAUCAGGUUAGUAGAUGAAUCACAGAGGCACCUUUCCCAGGAGCUGGGCUCUUAUUGCGAGCACUUGGAUGCAAUAGUUGAUGACCAAUGGGCAAAGCUGAAGGGAGAGCAGGGCUUGCAGUCAUUUUCUGGGAGUCUGAACUUGAUGUCUGACUCAAGUUACUCCACUGACCUGCACAUUGGCUUCCUUGAUCAUCUCAAAACUGCAUCAGCACCUGUGUUGGCCUGUAUAACUGUUGUUGUCAUGCUUCACCUUCUGUCAAAUAUGCCACAAAAUGCAUCUAAUUUCCUGUUGGAUGCAGUUCAAUUAAUUGUGUUAUCUGCCUGUGAAUGGGCCAUGACAUCCCUUGGGGGAAACAUCCCACUCCCACUGUUUUGUGACUCCUUGCAAUUCCAGAGUUGGCCUCAGGACCUUUGGCUGGCUAUCCAUACCCUCAAUUUAGACCCAGAGCUCAAUAUCUAUGCUUGUUGCCCCAGCUGCUGUGCACUAUACUUGUACAAGUACCAGGCUCAGACCCUUGAUAUCCCAGAGCAGUGCACUGCCAGGCAGACAACUGGAAGCCCAAUCUGCAACACACCACUUUUGUAUUGUUCUUCAAGUUCUACAGGAGAUUCUGUGCCACACCAGACAUUCAAUUAUCAGCCACUCAAAAGCCAGCUUGCCUGUCCACUUUCACAACCAGGCAUUGAACAGUCCAUGGAAACCACCACAGCUGGCCAUCCUGAUUCAUUCAUCUCCCAACUGGUGUGCCCUUGGAAACAUGGACCUGUCUGUGAUGUUUGGGAUGGUGAGGCAUUCCAAUCCUUUAAGGGUCCUGAUGGGAAGCCCUGGUUAGAUGCUGUCUCUGGGGAAGCUCGACUUGUGUUUAGCCUAUUCAUUGACUGGUUCAAUCCCUAUGGAAAUCAAAUUUCUGGAAAGGCCAAAUCUGUUGGUGCCAUCUACAUGCACUUGCAAAAGCAGCUGGAUUUGCCAGUUAUAGCAGUUCUGAGGGAGGUCUGGGGAAUGAAUGCUGAGAAGAAGGCCAGUGCAGCUGCUCCCCCUCAUGACCCAGAGAGGCAGCAAGUUGAACUUCAGAGGGGUGUUGAUGCAAUCAAAGCCUUGUCUAGGACAGCACUCAGUCGUCUCUGCAGGGGAUACAUAGUUGCUCUUGCACAGGCAAAUAAUCUACAGCUCCCUCCAGCUUCUUCAGGAAAGAAAGACUAUGCAGAUGCCUUGAUUAAUUGGUAUAAACAUAACUCUAACAGUGAAAUCCAAGUCCCUGCUGUUUAUCCACAUCCUAUUGUUGAUCUUGCAGAAGCAUGGGCAAGGGGGAGUUCAAAGACCAUUGUAUUGGGUCAAGAAAUUCUAACAGAAGUAUGGGCUGACAUGGCAACUACCACUCUGCCAUCAUGGAUGACAAGGCCUCCUCACAACUUGGGUAGUCCUGGGCAUGGGAAACUCAAAGCAGAUCAGUGGAGAAGUGCAUGCCUUGUUCAUCUUGUUAUCACCCUUGUCUGCCUCUGGGGCCAUUUUCCUGUGGGAAGUCAGGAGAAAUCCAUGCUGGACAGCUACAUUGCACUUGUCAUUGCUGUCCAGUGGGCUACUAGGAGGUCAACAUCUGAUGACCAUGUGGAAAUUGUUAACCCCUACCUUCAUUACUACCUCACAUCAUUGGUGGAGUUUACACUCACCAGUGAUCUAGCAGCCUUGGCCAAACCUGCAAAUCUUGCAACCAAGCCAGGUCAUGUACUUGAUCCCUCUGUCAAUUACUGCAAGGAAAUUGAACUCCAUGGGGUCAAGUUUGUGGCAUCAGUAAAGCAGAGAAAAGGCAGCUCCAUUGUCCUUUUUGAAGUGCCUGAUUGUGACAAACCAAAGGCUGGCCAAAUUACUGGGCUCUUAUAUCAUUCUCACAUCAACCAAGGGACCUACAUUACAGAGUGCUUUGCAGAAGUCCUCCAGUUUUUGGAUCUUUCAUCUCUGGAAUAUAGUCAUGACCCAUACUGUCAAUACCCACUCCUGGAAGUGCAGUUAUACCACACCCAGACCUGUGUUAGGGUCAUCAAGGCAUCAGACAUUAUCUGUCAUGCUGCAGUCACACCUUUCAAGUCUCCACAAGUGCAGGAGGGUGCAUAUCAAGUUGUUCUAUCACUUAACAGGAACAUUAUAAUUUCUGAUGUAUUGGUAGGGGUCCAUCUGAUGUACUUCCACCAUAUGCUUGGACAGCCAGGUUGUGCCUCAGAUGAUGAUACUGUGGAUGAAAAUGACUGA